AUGAGUCUCACGGAUAAUGUAUACACGAGGUUUCUUUCAACUAUCGUUUCUAACUUAAAGGAAAAACUUGGAAAAAUGAAGCACGCGGAUUGGCUCCAGGCCUAUGUCUCACACGGCAAGAUGAGUGCUAUAGUGAACGCAGCUGCUGAUGUGCUGUCCGGAACUGCUAUUGCUGCUGCAACUGGCUCACAGGUAGCUUGGUUCGUUCCGAUGCUUGUAGCCGCGAUAGCGUACUACCAAUACGACCGGACAGAUCCGGAGGGUCGUCCUACAGAUGUCAGCGAUGAGAUACUACCGGAAUACGACUUCAUUAUAGUAGGGGCUGGCUCAGCUGGAGCUGUUUUAGCGAAUCGACUCUCAGAAAUCGGUUACUGGAAGAUACUGCUGCUAGAAGCAGGGGGACAUGAAACAGAGAUAUCCGAUGUGCCCCUACUGGCAGGAUACUUACAACUGAGUAAACUAGACUGGCAAUACAAAACCGAACCCCAAGGAACUAGUUGUUUAGCAAUGGAAGGGGGACGCUGCAACUGGCCUCGUGGUAAAGUCCUGGGUGGCAGUUCCGUUUUGAACUACAUGCUCUAUCUUCGAGGUAAUGGAAGAGAUUAUGACACAUGGGAGGCGCUAGGCAACAAAGGAUGGGGUUAUAAGGACGUGCUUCAUUACUUCAAGAAAUCAGAAGAUAACAAGAAUCCGUAUUUAGCUCAAACACCUUAUCACAGUACCGGUGGAUACCUUACGGUUGCAGAAGCCCCUUACCAAACGCCACUAGUGUCGAGUUUCAUUGAAGGUGGAUUAGAAUUAGGGUACAUGAACCGAGACAUCAACGGCGAAAACCAGACAGGCUUUAUGGUAGCCCAAGGCACUGUCAGACGAGGCAGCCGUUGUUCUACUUCAAAGGCUUUUCUAAGAUCCGCUAAAGAUCGCCAAAACUUACACAUAUCUAUGCACUCUCACGUUACUAAAGUUCUAAUAGAUCCACGCACGAAAAUAGCAUUUGGUGUUGAAUUUAUACGCGAUAAGAUGGUACACCGCAUCAGAGCACGAAAAGAGGUAAUACUUUCCGCUGGUACCAUUAAUUCCGCUCAAAUUUUAAUGUUAUCUGGCAUCGGUCCAAGUGAAGAACUAGCAAAGCAUCGGAUACCUGUUAUCCAGAAUCUAAAGGUUGGCAGUAAUUUGCAAGAUCAUAUUGGCUUGGGCGGUUUAGCCUUCAUGGUAAACAAAGAAAUUUCAAUUGUCGAACACCGCUUACACACAGUUAGCACUUUGAUGGAGUACGCAGUGCUCGGUGAAGGUCCUUUGACAAUUAUGGGUGGAGUCGAGGGUCUAGCAUUCGUGAAUACGAAAUACGCAAAUGCUUCAGACGAUUUUCCUGACAUUGAAUUCCACUUCAUAUCCGGUUCAACAAAUUCCGACGGCGGUGAACAAAUACGUAAAGCACACGGACUGAUGGAGAAUUUCUAUGAUGCCGUUUUUAGACCGAUUAACAAUAUGGAUGUUUGGAGUAUCAUUCCUAUGUUGCUACGUCCAAGAAGCAAAGGUUUUAUACGGUUACGCAGCGCAAACCCAUACGAUUAUCCAUACAUUUAUCCAAAUUAUUUGAUGGACGAAAUGGAUGUUAAGACGCUUGUUGAAGGCGUUAAAAUCGCUAUAGCAUUGUCUAGAACACAAGCUUUCCAACAACAUGGUUCCGUUUUGAAUAAACACGUCUUUCCUGCGUGUGUUAGUAUUAAGAGGUACACAGAUGCGUAUUGGGAAUGCAUGAUAAGGCAGUAUACGUGCACAAUUUACCAUCCAGUCGGCACAGCGAAAAUGGGACCCUACUGGGAUCCAGAUGCAGUCGUUGACCCCGAACUGAGAGUGUACGGAAUCAAAGGCCUUAGGGUAAUCGAUGGUAGCAUAAUGCCUAAUUUGGUUAGUGGAAAUACUAAUGCACCAAUUAUUAUGAUUGGCGAAAAAGGCAGUGAUAUGAUCAAAGAGUUCUGGUUAAACCGGCGAAUGUCAAGAUAUUACAUAUAAAGCGAUGGACAAAAUUAAAAAAAAAACAGUAUUAGUAGACUUAAUUUGUAAAUAUUAUUCGGCUUAAGAUAUUUAUUAAGUAUUUAUUUUACGUUU
Molecule: messenger RNA, 2112 nt
Organism: Bombyx mandarina (wild silkworm)
Lineage: Eukaryota; Metazoa; Arthropoda; Insecta; Lepidoptera; Bombycidae
Product: glucose dehydrogenase [FAD, quinone]
Molecular function (GO): flavin adenine dinucleotide binding; oxidoreductase activity, acting on CH-OH group of donors
Source: RefSeq, a predicted model, not a curated record